This is a messenger RNA of Harmonia axyridis, 628 nucleotides long. It is a transcript of the gene RpS13, whose product is annotated as 40S ribosomal protein S13. The transcript is spliced from 3 exons. Gene Ontology annotation, molecular function: small ribosomal subunit rRNA binding; structural constituent of ribosome. Gene Ontology annotation, cellular component: ribosome; cytosolic small ribosomal subunit; nucleolus. The record is from RefSeq and is a predicted model, not a curated record. Bases 137 to 592 code for a protein of 151 amino acids. Gene Ontology annotation, biological process: translation. NCBI's taxonomy places the organism in Eukaryota, Metazoa, Arthropoda, Insecta, Coleoptera, Coccinellidae.
AUGGUACGAAAAAGAACACGAAAAGAAUUGCCGACAUUCAACCUUUGAAAAGCUUGCUCCGCCAUAGUGUAUUGCUUAAGCAAUUGUAGUAUUUUCGGAUUUUUCAUCUUCGUGUGAAGUAAACUCAUAAUCUACAAUGGGUCGUAUGCACGCACCUGGUAAGGGUAUAUCCCAGAGUGCCCUUCCAUACAGACGAAGUGUCCCAACAUGGUUGAAGAUCACACCUGAAGAGGUAAAAGAACAUAUUACCAAACACGGUAAAAAAGGAUUAACACCUUCCCAAAUAGGUGUUAUUUUGAGAGACUCUCUUGGAGUUGCUCAGGUAAGAUUCCUUACUGGAAGCAAAAUCUUGAGGAUUAUGAAAUCCAUGGGUUUGGCCCCUGAUCUUCCUGAAGAUUUGUACUAUUUGAUUAAGAAGGCUGUUGCUAUCCGUAAACAUUUAGAAAAGAACAGGAAAGAUAAGGACAGCAAGUUCAGAUUGAUCUUGGUAGAGUCAAGAAUUCACCGUUUGGCUAGAUAUUACAAAAGCAAGAGCAUCAUUGGACCCAACUGGAAAUAUGAGUCCCAGACUGCUUCUGCUUUGGUAUCAUAAUUUAUAAUUUGUUUUAAAUAAAUGCGAUAAGUUCUA